Dromaius novaehollandiae (emu) is the source of this 2867-nucleotide messenger RNA. Its product is annotated as hexosaminidase D-like. The transcript has 14 exons. The record is from RefSeq and is a predicted model, not a curated record. Gene Ontology annotation, biological process: carbohydrate metabolic process. Lineage: Eukaryota; Metazoa; Chordata; Aves; Casuariiformes; Dromaiidae. The coding region runs from base 870 to 2555 and encodes 561 amino acids. Gene Ontology annotation, molecular function: hexosaminidase activity.
CCGGGGCUGCUGCGGGGUGCAGGGGGGCCCUGGGUGCAGGGGGCACCCCGGGUGCGCAGGGGGGCACUGGGAGCCUGGGGUAGCAGCGGGUGCAGGGAUGCCGGGGGUGCCCGGGGUGCACAGGAGGACCGGGGCUGCUGCAGGCUGCAGGGGUGCCCUGGGGUGCAGGAGGGCACUGGGGGUACCGGGGAUGCCCUGGGGGUGCACCGGGAGCCUGGGGGUACCAGGGAUGCCCUGGGGCGCAGGGGUGCACCGGGGGUACCAGGGAUGCUCUGAGGGUGCUGGGGUGCACCGGGGGUACCAGGGAUGCCCUGGGGUGCAGGGGGCUGCCAGGGGCACGGGGAUGCCCGGGGGGGUCCCCGGAUGCGUGGGGCAGCCGGUGUGCACCGCAUCUCCGCUGCACGGGCACGGGGCCUCGCGGGGGGGGGGGGGGGUCUGCUGCGGGCUGUGCCGAGCCGCACCGUGGAAGACUCUGGAAGUCGUGUAUAUGUGUGUGUGCAUAUGUGUGUGUGUGUAUUUGUGUGUGUGUGCGUGUAUUUGUGUGUGUGUGCGUGUAUUUGUGCGUGUGCACGGCGCGGGCACCGCUCCCCCCCGCCUCGCCACUCCCCCCCCCCCCGCCACGGAAGGGCUGCGGGAGCGGGGGUUUCGCAUGGCAACGGCGCAGCGCUGCCUUGAAGCGACGCCGUGGGCAGCGCAAGGCAGCGCCGCACCGGCCCCUCCGAGCGCUGCUGCGGGGCCAGGAGCCGGGAGGCUGCCGGGGCCGGGGCCGGUGCUGCCGGGAGGCUGCCGGGGCCGGGGCCGCUUCUGCACGCUCAGCUUUGCUUUUGCUUUGGCGGGGGCGGGGGCCGCUCCGCUCCGCCCGGGCAGGAAUGGCCCUGCCGCGGAGCCACCGGCUGACCCUGCUGCGCCUCGCCGUGCUCCUCAUCGUCGCCCUGGCCGGCAUCAAGUUCCUCCUGCGCGAGAGCUUCCCCCCGGAGCCGCCCCGUGCAGCCGGCCGGGACGAUGGUUUCUGGGGGCCGGCGGGGGCCGGUGAUGAGCCCCGGAGCCGGGCCGUGGAGCCGCCGGCAGUGCAGGCGACGGGCACGAGGCUCCCGCCCGGGCAGCGGCUCCCCGAGGCCCCCAGCGGUGCCCAGCUGAGGCUCGUGCACCUGGACCUCAAGGGCGCUGCGCCCCGCGUCUCCUACCUGGAGCAGGUCUUCCCGCUGCUGGCGCGGCUGGGUGCCGACGGUGUCCUGGUGGAGUACGAGGACAUGUUCCCCUUCGAGGGGGAGCUGGAGACCCUCCGGUCCCCGUACGCCUACAGCCAGGAGGACGUGGAGCGGAUCCAGCGGCUGGCGGAGCUCAACAAGCUGGAGGUGGUUCCCCUGGUGCAGACCUUCGGGCACGCCGAGUUCAUCCUCAAGCACGAGAAGUACCAGCACCUGCGGGAGGUGGAGCGCUUCCCCAACAGCUUCAACCCGCACGCGCCCGGCACCCUGGCACUGCUCAAGAGCGUCCUGGCGCAGGUCAUGGAGAAGCACCGCCGCUCCGCGUGGAUCCACAUCGGCGCCGACGAGGUCUUCCACCUGGGCGAGGGGACGGACUCCAAGCGGUGGCUGAGCGGCGGCCGGGGCGACCUGGGCACCCUGUACCUGCAGCACGUCAAGGAGGUGGCGAGCUUCGUGGGCGCCCGGCCCGGGGGGCGGCGGGCGCUGGUGUGGGACGACAUGCUGAGGAGGAUCGGCGCGGGGGCUCUGCGAGCGUCGGGGAUAGCGCGGCACGUCUCGCCCGUGCUCUGGUUCUACGCGCCGGACUUCGACGCCGAGCAGAUCGGGCAGUUCCUCGCUAAGUACGCGGAGAGCGGCUUCGAGAGCGUGUGGUUCGCCAGCGCCUUCAAGGGCACCACGGGCCCGGCCCAGGCCUGGCCCCCCCUGAGCCACCACCUGAGGAACCACCUGAGCUGGCUGAAGGUGGUGGAGGCCAUGCCGCGCUUCCCCUCCCUGCGCCUCCAGGGCAUCGUCCUCACCGGCUGGCAGAGGUACGACCACUACUCGGUGCUGUGCGAGCUGCUGCCCGUGGGCAUCCCGUCGCUGGCCGUGUGCCUGCAGACCCUGGUCAACGGGGGGUUCACCGAAGCGACGAAGAGGAAGGUCCUGGACGUGCUGGGCUUCAGCAGCAUCCAGCUGGAGCAGAGCACCUGCGAGGGCACCGGCACUUUCCCCGGCGCCGAGCUCUACCGCAUGGUCGAGCGAGUCAACAGCCACUUGAAGGAGAGCGUGGUUAAAGUCCUGGAGGAGGAGAGCGCCGUCAAGGGCUGGUUCAGCCCCUACCACCGCAAGCGCCGCUUCGGCAACCCGCGCAACCUGGAGGCCUUCGGCGGCAGGCUGCUCAAGCUGCACGAGGACUGGGAGGGCUUCGUCCGCGAGCUGCGCGCCCAGCUGGAGCGCCUCUACUUCCCCGACGCCGUGCAGGAGUGGCUGGAGGAGAACGUGGACCCCUACCUGGACCCGCUGCGGGACCUGGUCCGCGACUACCGCGCCGUCCUCCGCCUCGACGCCCGCCCCGAGGAGCCCUAGGGGCUGCAGCCGGGGGUCCCGCGGGGGUCCUGCGUUGUGCUCAGCGCGGCAGGAUCCCACCGGGCCCCGGCGCUGGGCAGGGUGCAGGGUGCAGGUGCACCGUCCCCGCACGGGCUGGGCUCCGGGCAGCGAGCACGGUGCAGCCCCGGGGCCGGCGGGCGCUGGCUGGGCCGGUGUCCGGUGUCCAGGGCUGGUGGUGGUGGUGGUGGGUGCCCUCCACCCCUGUUCCGCUCGGCGCGUGGCUGCGGUUGGAUCUGCACUGUGCAGCGGGCUCCUGCGCUACCCCCGCCCCCAAUAAAGUAUUUUCGUAGA